Messenger RNA from Protopterus annectens (West African lungfish), 3412 nucleotides. RefSeq names its product protein phosphatase 1 regulatory subunit 37-like. The coding region runs from base 224 to 1594 and encodes 456 amino acids. NCBI's taxonomy places the organism in Eukaryota, Metazoa, Chordata, Ceratodontiformes, Protopteridae. The transcript has 11 exons. Gene Ontology annotation, molecular function: protein binding. The record is from RefSeq and is a predicted model, not a curated record.
CAGCAUGUUUCUCGUGUUACAUAUGCAUAUGACAUUUUUAAUUUGUUCUUAAAGACUUUUACAAAAAAAGUUACAUCUUUGGAAAGUGUUGUACCUAGCUUUGCUUUCAGCAAUCAUGUAUAAAGUGGAUUUCAAAGGCAGAAAAACUGGAACUUAAUGCACCUUCUCCCUUUUACUGUCUGUUCUUUUAAAGACUCAACUGUUGAGUCUGCUUAGUCCAGUAAUGAGCUGCAAAGAUACCUGGACUGCAGGUACAACAACAGAACGUGAGAUAAAAGUACCACUAGAAAAAUUAACUGAUCGCCUGAAACAUGUCACCUUCCCUCCGGAAGAAGAGAUUGUAAGUGGCGCUUAUUGGCCCAGAAACCCUGGGGUAAAUGCUCAUAAAGCAUCUGUGGAUGAAACUAUAGCAUUCUACAUGCAGAGUUGUGAGAAGCACGGGGCUGAACCAAUUUCAACAUUAGUGCAACAAUUACAGGAGAUCUCUGAUGCACAAAGACGAGUUCAAUGCCUGAAUCUGAAAGGAGUAAAGUUGGAUGCAAUGGUUUGCGAGACGCUAGAAGAAAUCCUGAAACAAUUCCAAUAUGAGUUUAUUCAUUUAGAAGAAGCUGAGUUGGAAGAAGAAGGAGCAGCAGCACUUUUCGAUAUGUUCACAUAUUAUGACUCAGCCUUCCAGCUUGAUAUUUCAUCUAACAAAAAUAUUGGACGGAGAGGUUGGCAUGCAUUAUCUAACUUAAUUAAACAGAAUACAAGCCUUGAACUUCUAAAAGCAAGUCAGAUACCCUUGGUAGAGAAUGCCGCACUAAGUAUGGCACGUGCCCUGCAGUUCAGCAAACUCAUCAUAUUAUACCUGGAAAACACAGGCCUAAGUGGAAGGCCACUGAUGUUGUUAGUGUCAGCACUGAAGAUAAACAGAAAGUUAAAGAAACUGUACUUAGGUGACAAUGACCUAAAUGACCUUCAGGACUCCAUGUUCUUGGGGGAGCUCCUGCAGUUCAAUCACACUCUUGAACUCUUGGACGUAAAGCACAACCGGAUUUCGGAUGAUGGCAUGGAAGAUAUCUGCAAAGGUCUUCAGCAGCAGCAGACUGCAGGGCUUCGAUCGAUUGUUUUGUGGCACAACCACAUCACGGCAAAAAGCAUGCAACAUUUGGCGACUGCUCUGAUUUAUGCAAGAUGCCUCAAAUCCCUGAACCUUGGCCGAAAUGCUAUCCAGAAUGAAGGAAUUCACAGACUUAAAGAAGCACUCAUCUGUAACCGUUCACUGCAGAAUUUGGGACUGGUUGCAACAAAGAUCACCUGUGAAGGAGCUGUGGCAUUAGCUGAAUUUAUUGUUGAGAGUCCUUGCAUCCAACAUGUAGAUUUACGGAAAAAUGCUAUCAAAACUGGAGGCCUCAUGGCAUUGUCUCUUGCCUUAAAGAUAAGCAAUUCAGUGAUUAAGCUAGAACUCGAUAAAAAAGCAGUGAAUGAGAAGGAGGAAGAUUAUUUUAUUGAUACACAGAAGGCAUUGCUUUUAGAGAUUCGAAACCACAGCAAGCAAAAAUCAUCAGUAAAAAGAAAAGUGCAGAGAUCACAGUCCUCGUCACUAAGUUAAAUGGUGUACUUAUGAAAGUCAGAACAAAAAACAUUGCUCCAUUCCCAAAGUCUUCUUUUACAAAACUGCAAAUAAUUUAUCUUUCAGAUUUUUAGUGGCAUCCUCUCAACCUCAGAGUAGCUGGGUUUGAAAAUAAGAAAUGUUUUGAAAUAAAGGUACUGAACAGCAAAGCAUAUAUGUCUCUAAUAAUGAUAAUCCUUUUUCCUAACCAGGUACGCCCACUGGGCACAUAGGAGUUUUUCAGAGGUGACCUGGGAGCAAUGGCUGGUUGAGACUUGAUCAAGGUCACAUAGUAGGCAAAUGAGAGCUGAGGGAAUCAAACCCUGUAUCACAGGAAGUAAAGCUUGCAACCUUAACCUCUGCACUAACUGCCAGACACAUUAUUCAUACAGUUAACCAGCAUGACUCCAAUGUAAAACAGAUGCUUUCAUGUUUUCUUGUUAGACCCCUAUUUACCUUCAUAUACCCCGUAUCCAUUUAAUUAGUUGCUGCCUGCCUUUCAGUUUCUUCCAGGUGUACAUAGGCAUUUUUGGGCUCUAGCCUAUUGAGGCCAUCAGUAUCAAUGGGUCAUUAAUAAAGAAGACUUGCAAGAGAAUGCAUUCUCUAGGUAAAAAAAUGUAUAUAUAUUUUUCAAUGAUUUAUUUGGCAGGAGGAGGAAUCAUACUGUGAUGCUAACAUUGUCUGCAUAGUUUGUGUUGAUUGUGCAAAGAGACAAGCAAAUAACACCCUCACAUUGUGCAUCAUAACAAAGGGGGAACCUUCAUUGUCCAUCAAAGGUUCUUAUGCAUGGCCUGGUAAGUUAGGCCAUGGCAGGAGAUUGAUUAACCAUUGGGUUUGGACAGACAUAGUGUCGCAGAGCAUUGUCAAAGAAAGAGAGCCUAGACCUUCUAUUAAUGGUCCUGUGCAGGGAGGCACAGGUCAUUCCGCUGAGUCAGGGCCCUUAAUCUUCUGUUCCUGGCUAGUUCUGAAAUAAACAGGACCUCAGGAUGUCAGCACAGCAGAUGAAAACUCCACUGUUUUUCCAGUGAGUUGCAUCUCAGAAAUAUGGAAACAUUUCUCCAGCUUGAUCCAUAUGACAAGGAAGGAGGCAAUUACUGGAUGAGGUUAUCCUAUGUAUUGACAGAAUCAUUAACAUAGUGAGAACAGAGAAACAACUCCAGUUGAUCAUUAAAAAAAACACUUGUUUCAAUUUCAGUGUCUAAAUGUUUACUUCUUGAACUGAUUCUGAAACUGCAUUCAUUUUAUGCCCCCACCAGUUAUUAUACUCCAACGUAUAACCCAGUGAUAUGGGCUGCACAGUUGCCAGUGCCUACAUGAAAUCAGGACUAUUCUGAUUAUAUCAUUGUACUUUCAUCCUUGAUUUGCACUACAGAACAGUGAAACUGAUGACAUUUUGCAAAGCCUGUGACCACCAGCUACUAUUUGCUCCAAAACACUAUUGGCAUAAUCUAAAUUAAUGUGCUGGAUUUUUUAAUGGAUAUAAGACGACUUUUAAGCUUCAUUUAGAAACAAGAACAUAUAACCCAAACUAAUUUGCUUCUGAAUAUGGAUAAAGUACCUGUGCCACAGUUUUCAAAGGUUUGUUAUCCAUCUGGGAAUUAGCAUCUCUUAAACUGUGGCACAAACUAUGGAAUAUUUUGUGCUCUAGUGACCUCACUUGUCAUUUUAUACCAAAUAAUGCAUUUUCUAUGUUUUUUUUUCUGAUUUUGUCCAUUAUUGUGGAAUGUAAGGAGAUGCACACAAUGUGAAUAGAGUUUUGUAUUUUUUAAUUUAAAACGAGGAUCAGUCUAUUUGUGGGACCAAUGAAUCACAUGGAUU